Cercopithifilaria johnstoni is the source of this 330-nucleotide messenger RNA. Lineage: Eukaryota; Metazoa; Nematoda; Chromadorea; Rhabditida; Onchocercidae. The record is from the annotation of a GenBank genome assembly.
AUGACAUCAGCGGAGCAAUUUGUACCAGAGAUCUCAAAUUAUUACUAUGAUCAACAACAACAACAACAUCAGCAACAGUCAAAUCCAAGGCUUACAACGACCAGUAAUUCUGCAACAGCACCUGCACCACCAUCCGGUCCAUCAUAUUAUCCAAAUACACAGUAUAGUGCUCCUGAUUCCAGUCAACAUGGUCCGAGUUCAUCUUGUGGUUACAAUAAUGGUGAAUGGAAUAAGAAUGGUAAAGAUGGUGAAAAAGAUGACGAUGAAGAAGAGAAGAAUAGUGUAGCUGUUUAUCCAUGGAUGACACGGGUUCAUUCAGCUAGUGGUUAG